AUGGACUUCGCCUACUCCCCACAUCGCGAGGUCGGCGGAACGCUGCACCUCCACUCUCCAACCCAUCCGCACAGCUACCGCGUCGACGGCUUCCCCUCCAUCAAGCAGAUCCGGCGAUCAUUGUCCCGCUCGCCAUCCAAGGCGUCGCGCUUUACGCUGCACACGUCGCCGCAAAAUUCGCCAAAGUCGCCCCUCUCGCCGCUGGCCCUGUCCAGGGCUUUCAGCCCCAAGUCGGCCGCGUCCAAGGAAAACAAUGCGCCUAAUCUUUUCCCAUUUUCCCCUUUGGAAGCGACUCCCACUACCACCACCAAGAGAAGCAAAUCCGGCUCGCGUCCCCGCCUUGCACCUUUCCGUUCUUCUCGCGUGCGCGCAGGUGCCCGAAGCCCGCCGCGCCGCGCCCUCAGCGACUCGUUGAACCAAGCCAACAAGUCGCCCUCUUCCUCUGGUCGGGGCUCCAACGAUGACAGUGACACUGAAGAAGACCCCGAACCGAUGGAAUCCGACUCGGACAUGAAGCCGGCCGUCGCACGCCUUGAUUUCAACGACGGCCCAAUCAAAUUUGAAUUCGCCAAGCCCAAGACGGAAGGCCCACUCCACCCGCCAAAAUCGAGCCCUCUGAAGCGCAGCGAUGGUAUCAUGAAUCUGGACCAAGCAAGCUUGGGCAGCCCUACCGCCAAAAGGCGCAGUUUGCACGGUGGUCCGUUCAGCGCCGAUUUCGACAUCUUCGACCAUCCGCCUAGCCAGAUUGAAGAGCGCGGCAACAACGACCAGGACAGGGAAAUGUCGAACUACUCCUUCUCAACUCCGCUUGGCCCCAGACGUGCCUCCCCGAUCCGCAAGUUGUCCUCCCUCAGGCGGUCCACGCUCCAGCAGAGGUAUGGCUCCGGUGCGACCGCGCGACCGCGCCUCCUACAGGACCAGGGUCACGAAUUCCUUAUGCCGGGCAAUGCCGCCUCUCGAUCGAAGUCACGCAUGUCUCUCGACAGCGCCAUUACCAUGAGCGAUCAGGCGAACGUCAUCGAAUCGCCGUUCCGUCGCACCCCUCUUGGUGUAUCUCGUUCUUUCCCACCAAACAAGCGCUCGAUGUCCGGCCCGGCCACGGGACAUCACCCGCAUCCUCUGUCGAACGCGCUCACUCCAUCCUCAUCGAACUCAAGCAUGAGUGAUGUGGGUGACUCACCCAAGCAGCCUACGCCGGCGGCCCCAGCGCCUAAGCGACAGACCAUCGCAGAGUUUGCAAGGCCUCCCAUCAGCUUUUCACGAUCACUCCCAAUCGGAGCCUCGCGCCCCGGCGGUCGGUUCAACACAAGAGCGGGCGAUCCGUCAGAUCCGUCGAGCUUUGCCACUCCCGAUUCGUUCAAGGGCGCAAGGCCUCACCAAGCCCCGUUCCUGUCGACGGGAUUAAUGUCGAAGAAGAAUCGCAACAUUGAUGUGCCGCCGCCGGGAGGGUUUGAAAACUAUGCGAUGCCGGACACCCCGUCAAAAAGAGUAUCAUUUCCACCUUUGUCAAGCUCCACACCGUUCCAAAGAAGCACUUUCGGCAAGUCAACCGGAGCCCAGCACGAAUUCGGAACACCGUCAACGCCCUUCUUGUCGAACGCGGCGAAGGCUACGCCCGUCUCUUUUGGACAGGGUGUGAGUAUCUUCGGCUCUCGGAUGAAUGCGUUGCCGCGCCGUGGGAGCUUCGUAAGCAUUGACGGGGACGACCACUUGCAGUCGCCGUGUGCUCUCAUAGACAGCCAAUCAAGCCUUGACGAGUUCCCUCCAACGCCGACCAAGCAAGGCAGCAGUGGUCGGAAUUCUAGGGACAACAGCUUGAGGAGCAACCUUUUCGGACGCCGUGCUUCCAUUGCUCCAGACACAUUUGUCCCGCCAACCCCAGGGGAUAUCACUUCUCCGAGCUUCCCCAAGAGUAAGUCUUUUCCAACUGGGUCUUUGGACUUCGGUACUGCGGACGAGGACGAAUCCCCUACGUUUGCUUCAAGGACGUUUCCGCCUUGUCGCUCUCCGUCGUUUGGGCAUUCUCGCGUAUUCCGUAGGGGUCCGAACAAGGGGACUCCAUUGUUUACCGAGCGCUCUCCGAAACUUGCACUCUCUACUCCAUCACCUGCGCCCGUUACUAAGAAGCCCUCUCUUUCCUCAGCUAUCCAUACACCUACGGUCGGCCAGUCACCGCAAACUCCUCAAAGUGGCUUCACGCCGGAUACCAAGCGUCUGUCAAUCUCGGCACAGGCCAAUCGCCGUGGCUCGCUUCAGUUUAAUUCUAGUGCAGGAAGCGCAGGUAGCUUCCCUCCAGCGACGCCCACUGCUACCCGUGACCAAGUGUUUCACUUCAGUACGGGAGCAGGCGUUGGGCCAAUCACGGGGUUGACCAAGAAUGACGUCGACACGAGUCUUACUAACCGGUUUGAGAGCGUCAAGCUUCUUCCGGGUGAUGGCGAGUUCUCACAAGUCUUCUUGGUCGGCCAACCGGUUGGAAGUAGCACGACUGAGUCUCAAUCAGCCCAGUCGCUAAGUAAAGGGUGGGUUGUCAAGAAAUCCAAAAAGCCGCUCGCUGGUCCGAAAGACGAGGAGCGGAAGAAACGUGAGGUAGAGAUUCUCAAAACGCUUCGCGGGCACGAACACAUCAUUGAGUUUGUGCACAGCUGGGUGGAGGAGAACCACCUCUACAUUCAGACUGAGUAUUGUGAGAAUGGCAAUCUCAAAACCUUCUUGAGUGAAACUGGCGACAAGGCUCGCUUGGACGACUUCAGAAUCUGGAAAAUCCUUCUGGAGUUGUCUUUGGGCGUCAAAUUCAUCCACGACUCCGGCUUCAUUCACUUGGAUUUGAAGCCAGCAAAUGUCUUCAUUGAUUGGGAAGGCGUACUCAAGAUUGGUGAUUUUGGACUUGCCAGUACUUGGCCAGCUCCUGAUGGCAUUGAAGGAGAGGGCGACCGUGAAUACAUUGGCCCGGAAGUCCUCCAUGGCAAGUUCGACAAACCAGCAGACAUUUUCGCUCUCGGCAUGAUCAUGGUUGAGAUUGCCGGAAACAUCAUUCUUCCCGACAAUGGUGUCUCGUGGCAACGGCUUAGGAGCGGCGACAUGACCGAUGUUCCUAGCCUGACCUGGAGCUCCGAGAGUACGCUCGAACGCGACGAAGCCGGCGAUCCGAUUACGGAUGAUCAUCACCACGUUCUGUCCCACGAGACCUUGUUGGGAUCCGAUCACGAGGACGAGACUUCUCAAGCUUUGCGCAAGCUAUCACCAAGGCGCCACCGCUCCGAAGCGCUUGUUGAUCCUCCGAAGUUCAUGGCGGAUCCGGAUGACGAGGGUGCCCUGGAUAAGGUUGUCCAAUGGAUGAUUUAUCCUGAGCCCGAGCAACGCCCCACCAUCGAGCAAGUGUACUAUCUUGAGGGUGUUCAGUGGGUCGAAAGGCGCCGUCGGGCCGGCGCUACGAUCUACGAGGGCAAUUGGGGUCCUGCGGAAGAGGUCCUCAACCAUGACGUUGACAUGGCCGAUGCCGACUGA
Messenger RNA from Aplosporella prunicola CBS 121167, 3507 nucleotides. RefSeq lists its product as uncharacterized. NCBI's taxonomy places the organism in Eukaryota, Fungi, Ascomycota, Dothideomycetes, Botryosphaeriales, Aplosporellaceae. Gene Ontology annotation, molecular function: protein kinase activity; ATP binding. The record is from RefSeq and is a predicted model, not a curated record. The transcript is spliced from 2 exons. The coding region runs from base 1 to 3507 and encodes 1168 amino acids. Gene Ontology annotation, biological process: protein phosphorylation.